Sorex araneus (European shrew) is the source of this 2551-nucleotide messenger RNA. It is a transcript of the gene AGPAT5, whose product is annotated as 1-acylglycerol-3-phosphate O-acyltransferase 5. Gene Ontology annotation, cellular component: endomembrane system; mitochondrion. The transcript is spliced from 8 exons. The record is from RefSeq and is a predicted model, not a curated record. NCBI's taxonomy places the organism in Eukaryota, Metazoa, Chordata, Mammalia, Eulipotyphla, Soricidae. Gene Ontology annotation, molecular function: acyltransferase activity. The coding region runs from base 92 to 1189 and encodes 365 amino acids.
CGGCCCGUGCGGCGGGGUCGGAGGCGGCGGGCGGCGCGGGGCGAGGGCCGGGCAGGGCAGGGCGGCGCGGGGCGGCGCGGGCGCCGGCGACAUGCUGCUGUCGCUCGUGCUGCACAUGUACUCCAUGCGCUGCGUGCUGCCCGCCGCCGUGCUGCUGGGCUCGGCGCCCACCUACGUGCUGGCCUGGGGCGCCUGGCGGCUGCUGUCGGCGCUGCUGCCCGCGCGCUUCUACCAGGCGGUGGACGACCGGCUCUACUGCGUCUAUCAGAGCAUGGUGCUCUUCUUCUUCGAGCACUACACCGGGGUGCAGAUACUGCUAUAUGGAGAUAUGCCAAAAAAUAAAGAAAAUGUCAUAUAUUUAGCAAAUCAUCAGAGCACAGUGGACUGGAUCGUGGCCGACAUCCUGGCCGUCCGGCAGAAUGCGCUUGGACACGUGCGCUAUGUGCUGAAGGACGGACUCAAGUGGCUUCCCUUGUACGGGUGCUAUUUCUCUCAGCACGGGGGAAUCUACGUGAAGCGAAGUGCCAAGUUCAACGAGAAGGAGAUGAGAGGGAAGCUGCUGAGCUACGUGCGUGCGGGCACCCCGAUGUAUCUUGUGAUUUUUCCAGAGGGGACAAGGUAUAAUCCGGAACUAACAAAGGUCUUAGCAGCAAGUCAGGCCUUUGCUGCUCAAGAAGGCCUUCCCGUGUUGAGGCAUGUGCUGACCCCCCGCAUCAAGGCCACUCACGUGGCUUUCGACUCCAUGAAGAGCUACUUAGAUGCCGUGUAUGACGUCACUGUGGCUUUUGAGGGGACAGUGGACGAGAAGGGGCAGCGGAAGGAAGCGCCCAGCAUGACUGAAUUUCUCUGUAAAGAAUGUCCAAAAAUUCACAUACACAUCGCUCGCAUAGACAAGAAGGACGUCCCGGAGGAGCAGCUGCGCAUGAGGAGAUGGCUCCACGAGCGCUUUGAGAUCAAGGACAAGUUGCUGAUAGAAUUCUACGACUCGCCGGACCCGGACAGGAGGAACAAGUUCCCCGGGGAGAGCGUGCAUUCUCGGCUGAGUCUCCAGAAGACCCUGCCCUCCCUGCUCGUCCUCAGCGGCCUGACAGCCGGCCUGCUGCUGACCGAGGCCGGGAGAAAACUGUAUGUGAAGACCUGGGCCUUCGGGACCGUCCUCGGGUUCCUGUGGGUCAGCGUGCGGGCGUGAGCGUGUCCUCGGCUUGGUCAGUGUAAAUAAAGCCUUGUUGACGGAACUCUGCACAGGAGGCAGUGUCUGACGGGACCCCGCAGGCAGACACCCGUGCCCCCGGCCCAGGGCCCCUCCUGCCCCGCGGGCCGCGUGCCCCUGCACAGUCCUGGCCCAGAAGGCCCUGCUCGGUCUGCAGUCUGCGUCGCUAUGUCCGUUUCCGUUCCUCGCCCCAGUUCUCCUCGCUCACGGCUUUUGAGUCCUGUGGCCGUGGGGUGUUACUUCUCUGGCGAGUCUCUCCGAGUCAGCCAAGAGUCUGUCUUUCUGUCCCGAGGGGGGAGGGGCGAGGGACCGUCCCGGCCCCCGGCCUGCUCCCUCGUGCCGUGUCCGGAGCCCACUCUGAGCCGGCCUCACGGGCUGUCGACGCAGUGACCGGCCCUUCUGGCCCUCCCGGAAGUGACUCCAUCUGCACGUCUGUCUCUGUCCUGAGGCCUGGCGUGUGACACAUGAGGCUUGGGUUACCGUUGUGACCUGGUUCAGCCUCGGGAGCAUCGGUCACCCCGCUUUCCACGCCUGGGUGCCAGGGAUGGCUUAACUACCAGAUCAUCAGUGUCGCCCCCGGGCGGGCCUCGGCCAGGAGGUGCGUGCUGCCCGCCUGGCCCGCGUCUGCCCCUCGCAGCUUUCUCCCCUCCCCUCAGCGAGGCCCAGGGGGCACCCCCUCACCAGCUCCCAGACCCCACAUGCCGCCAUGUGCAGCCUUCCUGCUCUCCUCGCCCCUUUCUGAGGGCGACUCCUCUGGGUAGGGCCGAGAGCAGGUGCAGGGGCCCCGUGGGGUCGAGUGGGAAAGUGAUUUCAUGCCAAAUUGCCGUUUUCUUCUUACCUGUGAAGUGUAUAUCCGUGUCUCUUAUCAAACACUUUUUUUUUUCUUUAACAAUCCUGCAGUUGCAGUUUUUAUUUCUUAAUCUGAUCAGAAUCGAUGUGCGUCAUGCGAUCUGGCUGGUGUAGAUGAGCUAGGAGCACGUUCUGAGGCCCUGCGGGCCGGGCUCUCGCCCUGGAGGUUCUGAUCUCUGUUCCCACAAAAGGUCUAUCGCAUACUUGUUAGUUAAAACUCAUUACAAAUCUCUGGAACACUGGCCACUUUGUUUUAACAUGUACUGCUACGACGGGAAUCAUCAUUUCUCUAAAAUCCGCAUUUCUGUGCUCCCUGUGAGCCUUCUCCCGUGCUCUCGCGUGAGCGGCUGCGUCAUCUUUAUUACUGAGUUACAGCUUCUGUAGUUUUUCUUUACCCGACGGCCGUUGAUCAGCAUGCUUCGAUGUUCUUCAGGAAAGAGUCUGUUUGGAUGAAAGUAAAAGAAAAAAAUAAAAUCUUCCACUCUCUCUAAA